GGGGAACCGUUGGCUCCCCCGCCCCGCACUCCGUCCGGGCCAGCCAGUCUAGUGCUGUUUGUGGGAAGAAGCUCGCGCGCCUGGUGGGCGGCUUCCCGAUCCGGGGUGCGGAGAAUUUGGGAAGUGUGGAAAACAAACAGCAACUGUGUCCGUUUCUGAAGGAUCGCCAGCUUGGCACCUCACCAUGAAGAACCAGGACAAAAAGAACGGGGCUGCCAAGCAGGCGGGCAGCACCUCCAACUCCAAAAGCAACCCCGGGCCGCCGGAAGCGGGACCAGAGGGAGACCAGCGGCGGCCCGGCCCGGCGGCUCCUGCAACCGACGCCGAAGGUUCCAGCCGCCAGGCCCCCGGGAAGCCUGAGGGGGCUCCAGCCAAAACUGCUCAGUCUGGGGCCCUCCAAGACGUGUCCGAGGAGCUGAGCCGCCAGUUGGAAGACAUCUUGAGCACUUACUGUGUGGACAACAAUCAGGGGGGCCCAGGUGAGGAUGGGGCACAGGGUGAGCCCGCCGAGCCCGAAGAUGCAGAGAAGUCUCGGAGCUACGCUGCCAGGAACGGGGAGCCUGAGCCGGGGACCCCACUAGUCAAUGGUGAGAAGGAGAGCUCCAAGGGAGAGCCAGGUACAGAGGAGAUCCGGGCACGUGACGAGGGCAGAGACCGAGACCACCGGAGGCCACAGGAAAAGAAGAAAGCCAAGGGGCUGGGGAAGGAGAUCACGCUGCUGAUGCAGACCCUGAACACGCUGAGUACUCCAGAGGAGAAGCUGGCAGCACUGUGCAAGAAGUAUGCUGAACUGGACUCUGACGGGCUAAGCUGGACCUGUGGAGGAGGGCAAGGCCUGAGAGCUAAGCAGUCAAAGGCUGGUCUGUUACAGAAAUGCCCGGGGAUGGUAAUAGAGCAGCUGGAGGAGCACAGGAACUCUCAGAAGCAGAUGAAGCUCCUGCAGAAGAAGCAGAGCCAGCUGGUACAGGAGAAGGACCACCUGCGAGGUGAACAUAGCAAGGCCAUCCUUGCCCGCAGCAAGCUGGAGAGCUUGUGCCGAGAGCUGCAGCGACACAACCGCUCCCUCAAGGAAGAAGGUGUGCAACGGGCCCGAGAAGAGGAGGAGAAGCGCAAGGAGGUGACGUCGCAUUUCCAGGUGACACUGAAUGACAUCCAGCUGCAGAUGGAACAACACAAUGAGCGCAACUCCAAGCUGCGCCAGGAGAACACGGAGCUGGCCGAGCGGCUGAAGAAGCUCAUAGAGCAGUAUGAGCUUCGGGAGGAGCACAUCGACAAAGUCUUCAAACACAAGGACCUGCAGCAGCAGCUGGUAGAUGCCAAGCUCCAGCAGGCCCAGGAGAUGCUGAAGGAGGCCGAGGAGCGGCACCAGCGGGAAAAGGACUUUCUCCUCAAGGAGGCGGUGGAGUCGCAGAAGAUGUGUGAGCUGAUGAAGCAGCAGGAGACCCACCUGAAGCAGCAGCUCGCUUUGUACACUGAGAAGUUUGAGGAGUUCCAGAACACGCUUUCCAAAAGCAGCGAGGUGUUCACCACGUUCAAGCAGGAGAUGGAGAAGAUGACAAAGAAGAUCAAGAAGCUGGAGAAAGAGACCACCAUGUACCGGUCCCGGUGGGAGAGCAGCAACAAAGCCCUGCUUGAGAUGGCUGAGGAGAAAACUCUUCGGGACAAGGAGAUAGAGGGCCUGCAGUUGAAGAUCCAGCGCCUGGAGAAGCUGUGCCGGGCGCUGCAGACAGAGCGCAACGACCUGAGCAAGAGGGUACAGGACCUUACUGCGGGUGGCCAGAGCCCCCACGGGGACAGCAGCUCCGAACCGAGGCCAGACACUGCCACUGCCCCCCAGGGGCAAAGUGGCGAGGGGCUCGUGGCCCAUGCACCCAGCUCCCCAAGAGCCACAGAAGCUGCGUGCAGCCCUGAAGCACUGAGCACAGAGGCGUCAGGCUCAGCAGGGCCCUGGGAGCCCAGCCCCACCACCACCUAGAGCCUGGCAUUCUGGGUGUACUGGGGUGGGGGCAGGUGGCUGGGCCUGGCCCACACAAGCUCUCACCAUGAAGCCGGCCACUGCUCAGCCAGGGGGCUCUUGCCUGGCUGGCCUUGAGCACUUGGCCGUUUGGACUUGUGGGUCACUCUUAUAUGUACAUGGCAUGUGCCAGCCUCGUGCAUUUCUCUCGGGAAGGGUGCAGCAGGCUUGCAUCGGGAGUGGACUGCCUAGAUGAGAUCAGCGGCUCCUCUUGGAGCUGCCGGAGCAGAAGAGGAGCUGCUGCCUGUGGCUGCCUUCACCUGAGCUGGCAGGACUGGUGACUUGAGCGUGUCUUCUGCUGUUUGAGACUCAGGCCACGCCACGCCCACCCUCUGGAGCUUGUGACGAUGACAUGCCCAGACUGCUGGGACUGCCUGGCUGGGGAACUGGAAAUGCUUUUUCUCCUCUGGACCUGGGAGAGUGGUUGGUCCCCAGGUGGGCACACGGAGCUACAGCCAGCACAAGGGACCCAGAGAGUUUCAGGUAGGGGUGGUGGUAUUGGUAGGUCCUGUGGGCACUGCUGCCCCACCCUCUGGUGGUGCCAGGACCAGGCCAAUGAUGCUUCUCAGUCGCCUUAUUCACAGGUGCCUCUUUAGCCCUUCACAAAUGAUUGACAAGAGAUCACCCAAAGGAUUCUUUCUGAAGGUUUUUUGCACAUGACAGAAUUUGUAUGGAGGGGCUGCCGAGGAGGGCUGGGCCCGGCCCCAGUGUCUCACUUCCCAGGCCAAGUUGAGGCCGAGGCUUCCUGUUGGGUCAGACCAGAGGCUUUGUGGUCUAAGAAAAGAAAGGGCUUCUUCUGAUAGCUGGCCACAAGCUUGCCUAAAUCCUGAGAGACCUGGGUCCACCCCUUCCUCUGAGCAGCGCUUGCUGGGCACCAGGCUCUCGGUGGGUCCCUCUUUACUUCCUGCCCCCCACUCUACCAUGGGCUAUCAGCCCUUCAUCUUCCCUGUCCUAUUUGUGGGUAACUCUGUGCCCAAGGAAUAAAUACUGAGGCAUGUCUUCCAUGGGGUUCCACACGCUGGUGUGGGAGUCAUAGACCCAACCCCCAGGGAGGAGGGGGAAUGAGGCUCCACACGGAGCCUCAGAACCUCCCAGAGAGUUGGAGACACUUGUCACUAUACUCUUGACAGUUCUGCUGGUUACAAACUUGCCAAAGUAUUAGCCAGGUUUCUGGUCUCUACUGAGCAGUCUUAUGAACAAGCAAGUCUUGGACCCGUUGCCCCACCCCCACCGGGCCUCAUUCAGGCAUCUCCCAGACACAGGAAGGAGGUUGGCUGGAUUUCUGCUACUCCCCAGCUCCAUUGAAGCCAGUCUGCCGUCCACAUCAGCCACACCUGGCCCACUCACAACUUUAACUCAUUUAAGGAGGAACAUUGAGUUUCUCAGGAUAGUAUUAUAACUUGGACCAGACUGAGAGGAUACCAGUUGUCCUGCCCUUGAGUGUUGCCUACUGAUCCCCGUGGGUCAGCCGGUGCAGCCAGAAGCCAGGGUGUGUCGAGAAACCCACCUGCCAUUCCUCACUGAGAUACUGCCCUCCUGUGGACAAGGAUUCCUAAGAUUGUUCCCUUCCCUCAGAAAUCCAUGUUUUAAGUUAUCCCUGAUUCAGCCUCUUCCUGUUCUAGCCCCUGAGGGGCAAGAACUGCCUUCCUCACAUGGGUUCCAGGGGCUGGGGAAGUAGACAGAAGCACCCAGCUGCCCCUUGAGAAACGCAGAAAUGCCUGAGGGCCCAUAUAAUUCAUUGCCUGCCUGAUUUAAGCUACCUCUUUGAAGCCCAGGGUUUGGGUUGUCUGACCCAGUGUGGUUGGACAGUCCUCUGAGACCAGGCCUGGCUGCUGUGGAGCCAGCCACAGCGGAUAGGCAGGCUUCCAGGUCUAGUGUGUGGGUCCCACGCAAGCAUCUCUGCUCUCAGCACUAGCCACAGAUUUCUAGGCCUCCAGCCAUCAGUGAGAGGCGCCCCUCUCUCUUCCUCUCCAUUGACCAAAUCUCACCAGUCACUAUGGCUGCUCCACAUGCUCCGCUUUCCAAGGGUGGUCUUGGGCCGGAUGCAAGGGGUGACCUCCAAGGACCAGGGGCUUCCUUACUGAGCAGUACAUAACUGCGUGUGUCCUCUUUUGGGACCAAGAGCCAAUCUGCAUAGGGUUCUUCAUCAGUUUUUCUCCAAAGGACCAUAGCAGCCAAGGCCUCUUGUCAGGACCUUGCCCGCAGGCGCCCUGUGCAGCAGAAUCUGAGGUGUCAGCAGCACUUACAUCUUCCAUGAGGUUUUGGGUCUUGGGCUCAGGCACUUUGUGUACAAGAAUAUUAUUUCUGUAAGAUGGUUACUUCCCUCCACUUCUCUUGCGGGCUGACCACAGGCCAGUGGGCUGCCCUAGUGUCUAGUCUGGGGCUGCUGAUCUGGCCCUUCAGCUGCUGUUCCAGCCCGCCUGCCUUGCACAGCACAGAGGUGGCCAUGCAGGGACAGCCAGCCACCUGCCUGCUCCUGGGGAGCUGCCCUUUGCCCAUAACUCAUGUCCUCACCUUGCUACCCAGACUUGUUUGAAACUGAAGACAGCUUUUUUUCCCCUCCUCUUCCUUCCUUGCCUUUUGGUAUUCACAACAGCCAGAGGUUUGAUUUUGAUGUACUUUAAACCACAUUAAAUAGUCUGUUGCCUUACUCA
This is a messenger RNA of Echinops telfairi (small Madagascar hedgehog), 4668 nucleotides long. It is a transcript of the gene TXLNA, whose product is annotated as taxilin alpha. NCBI's taxonomy places the organism in Eukaryota, Metazoa, Chordata, Mammalia, Afrosoricida, Tenrecidae. The transcript is spliced from 11 exons. The coding region runs from base 185 to 1975 and encodes 596 amino acids. The record is from RefSeq and is a predicted model, not a curated record. Gene Ontology annotation, molecular function: syntaxin binding.